Molecule: messenger RNA, 351 nt
Organism: Helobdella robusta
Lineage: Eukaryota; Metazoa; Annelida; Clitellata; Rhynchobdellida; Glossiphoniidae
Exons: 2
Coding region: 1-351 (116 amino acids)
Molecular function (GO): protein dimerization activity
Source: RefSeq, a predicted model, not a curated record
AUGACUUCUAACCAAAAUUUGUGUCAAUCACCUAUAAUCGAUAGUCGCUUUUUGAAAAAUGAUCUGGAAAAUAUAUUUGAGUUUGAAGAAGAAAAUGGACAAAAAAAGCAUUUUGAAGAGGACUGUAAAGCUAUUGAGGAUGUUGGAAGAAUAAAGGUGAAUGUCUUCGAAGCCAUUGCACAUUAUCCAGAUCGAAUCAGACAGUCAAGCAGAAUAGCUGCAAGUAUGCCAACAUCACAAGCCAGCGUUGAAAGAUUAUUUUCAGCUUUGAAAUUAAUACUAAGUGAUAACAGACAAUCGAUGAAAGAAGAUUUGCUUUCCGCUAUUUUGUUUAUUAGAAUGAAUGAUUGA